Molecule: messenger RNA, 951 nt
Organism: Elaeis guineensis (African oil palm)
Lineage: Eukaryota; Viridiplantae; Streptophyta; Magnoliopsida; Arecales; Arecaceae
Product: photosystem II repair protein PSB27-H1, chloroplastic
Biological process (GO): photosystem II assembly; photosystem II repair
Cellular component (GO): photosystem II; chloroplast thylakoid lumen
Source: RefSeq, a predicted model, not a curated record
UCAUUCCCCCUCGCCAAGCUGCCAUUUCUCUCCUCUCUUAGCUCUCGUUCCGGAAAUAGCUGUGUGAGAUAGAGCUUCUCUCCUUGGUUACAAGCUGCCACCUCCUUUCCCCAUCCUUUUCUAUCUUAGCUCCCCACCAAAAGCUAGUUCUCUAAUUUUCCAAACCAUGGCUUCUCCGCCCCUCCUGACUCAACCCACCACCAAGCGGACGCCACCACCGGUUGCUUCUUCUCUCCCAUCCAAACCUUCGGUUCCCUUGGCCACCAUGACCAGCGCCCGGCACAUUGCCCGGCGGGAGUUCGCGAUCUCGAUGGCGGCUGGAGUGCUGUCCACUUCGGCGCUGCUGAUGCUCCCAGCGGCGGUUCCCCUUGCGGCGCUGGCGUCUUCGGAUGAGGAGUACGUGAGGGAGACGACGGAGGUGAUCAACAAGGUGCGGUCGACGAUCAACAUGGACCGGGCGGACCCGAACGUGGCGGCGGCAGUGGCGGAUCUACGGGAGGCGUCCAACACGUGGGUGGCGAAGUACCGGCGGGAGAAGGCGCUGCUGGGCCGGGUCUCCUUCAGGGACAUGUACUCAGCGCUGAACGCCGUGUCCGGCCACUACAUCAGCUUCGGGCCCACCGCCCCCAUCCCGGCAAAGCGCAAGGCCCGCAUCCUCGAGGAGAUGGAUACCGCCGAGAAGGCCCUGCUCAGGGGGAGGUAGUCCUUGUUUUUUGGCCUACCUACAUGCGCGCGGCAUCGUUUAGUCCUUUUUCAGUCACUUGAAUUUGGGCGUGCAAAUUUUUUUGUGCUUUGCUCGGGGCAGAAUCCGACAUUACGUUGAAUUAUGUUAGCGUUUGUGCGUUAUGCUUUUGAGCUAAGAUGUUCUAACAGUUCUGAUGAUGAAAUGAACGUUGUGUGGAUUUCUAUAUUUGGGAUCGAAUAGAUACAGCUUAAAUCCUUACCUACUUU